Molecule: messenger RNA, 558 nt
Organism: Lactuca virosa
Lineage: Eukaryota; Viridiplantae; Streptophyta; Magnoliopsida; Asterales; Asteraceae
Source: the annotation of a GenBank genome assembly
AUGUCAAACCAUGCUCCUGACAAUGACAACGAUAACACUGGGCAUACUGAUUCUGAUAGUGAAUUUUAUGCUGAGCUCGCUUCAAGUGCUACUUGGAUAGUAAAUCACUUUAGGAAGUUUGAAGAGGGGAAGAAGUUUAGUGGACCAAGGAAGUCCAAUUUUAGUUCCUCAACAUCAAGAAUUUUUGACACUGGUAGUUUGGGCAAAGUUACAAUUGAAAAGAAAGAUGAGGACAAAUGCUUCAACUAUGGAGGCACUAACCAUCUUGCAAUGGACUACAAGAUGAAUAAGAAUGAUAUAAAGGAUGAGUCAUAUGAGAUAAAGUAUAAAAGAUUAUUUGCUUCUUUCAAGAAGAAAAAUAUGGAUUCCAAAGUUCUUUUGGCUGAAGUGGAGGAAUGGGUUGAAGAAGAGGAGUCUUGUAAUGAAGAAUUCAAGGGAAAUGUUGGCAGUCUGAUGGCAACCACUUAUGUGCCAUUCACUGCGGAAUCUAAUAACAACACUAGUACCUUUGAAGCUGAAAUUUAUAAAGCUGCUAGGGAUUCCAAUGAUCGGAAUUAG